Messenger RNA from Diabrotica virgifera virgifera (western corn rootworm), 901 nucleotides. Its product is annotated as androgen-dependent TFPI-regulating protein-like. The record is from RefSeq and is a predicted model, not a curated record. The transcript has 4 exons. Bases 39 to 806 code for a protein of 255 amino acids. Gene Ontology annotation, cellular component: membrane; endomembrane system. Lineage: Eukaryota; Metazoa; Arthropoda; Insecta; Coleoptera; Chrysomelidae.
UUGACUUUAUCAUUUCACUUUCAGUAUUAUUUUUAAAAAUGUUGGAUUUAGCUAAUAGGUUUUUAGGUGUUAUAAUUUCUAAGGCCUUAGGAGAACAGCAACCGAUAAAAGAUAGUAAACAAUUUUUAUUUCAUUCUGUGGCAGUUGCGCAUCAUUUAUAUGUUGCAUGGUACAGUUGUACUCAAGUAGAUUUGAAGGAUGUGACUGAGCCAAAAAUAAUAAUUAUGGUUAAAUACGCCCCAGCUUAUUUCACAACUUGGAAUUUUGCGCUACAAUUAUGCUAUUUCACCUUGUCAGCGUGGUGUGACUUACAGAAUGCAUUACCAACAAAACACGAACGACUGAGUGACAUCUUAAAAAUAAAAAGUUACAUUUAUACAACAUUCGUCUUUGCAUCUGGAAUAUUUGUUACCACUUUAUUUUGGGGACUAUACCAUACAGACAGCGAGUAUAUCUUCCCCCAGGUCUGCCAAAAUUUUUUCCCUGCAAUGCUAAAUCACUCAGUACAUACAGUAAUUUUUGUAUUUUUGGUGAUAGAAGCCCUUUACGUAGACCAUCCAUGGUAUGAUUUAAAGUUAUCAGUUGCCUCGUUCACCAUAUAUUUUAUUAUCUACCACGUAGUGUACUUUGGUGUAUGUGCCCAGUUGGGUUACUAUAUUUAUCCAUUUUUUAAUCUUAUGUCAGCAACAGGAGUGGCUACCUUCAUCUUUUCCUACUAUGUGUGGCUUAUAAUCUUAAUUGUAAUUGGCAUUGAAAUAGAAAAAUGGAAAGAAAACAAAAGGAAAUCAAUUUUCAAAAAAUAUUAAUAAAAUGUUCGUAACAAACACUGUCAAAUAUUGUAAUAAUACUCAACUAUAAUUUUCCAUACAAAAAAUUGUUGAAAUAAUCAAAAUAUAAGUAC